This is a messenger RNA of Fusarium verticillioides 7600, 1360 nucleotides long. RefSeq lists its product as hypothetical. The transcript has 3 exons. Gene Ontology annotation, molecular function: mRNA binding. Bases 112 to 747 code for a protein of 211 amino acids. Gene Ontology annotation, cellular component: THO complex part of transcription export complex. The record is from RefSeq and is a predicted model, not a curated record. Gene Ontology annotation, biological process: positive regulation of DNA-templated transcription, elongation; mRNA export from nucleus. Lineage: Eukaryota; Fungi; Ascomycota; Sordariomycetes; Hypocreales; Nectriaceae.
AAACAAAAGCCUGGGGUCGAGUUCGUGACUUCUCGAAUCCAUCCAGCUAUUCUUCUCCACACCUUGCACUUACAUCUUUCGCAUCACAAGUACGACCCACGGAUACAGAACAUGGCGAUCGAUAAAAUUGUUACCGACCCAAGGCUUUGCGCAGUCUUGCAGACUUCAGACCAGGCACGCGACCAGGCUGGCGCACUCCUCAGUCUGGGUGAACAAUCAUUCAGCGAAGGACUCCCUUCAGCAGAAGCGCAAGCCGAAAUCGCCAAGCAGCAAAAACUCCUUUUCACGACCAUAGCGCAUCUGAAAGGACUGCACCGAAACGUCUGUUUCUCCGCACGUGAGACCAAGUCCCAGACUGCCGAGUCGCGUCAAGAAGUCGACCGCCUGCACCUUCAGCUUCAGAAUCUAUAUUACGAACAACGACACCUUCAAGGAGAGAUUACAGCAUGUGAAUCAUACGACCACAAAUACCAACAAUUGCCUCUUAUCCCUGUCGAGGAUUUCCUUGCCCAACAUCCCGAACACGAGAAUGAUGACGAGAAUACAUUGAUGGUUGCGCGCAUAGAUCACGAACGGUCUGAGCGUGAAGCUCUGGAGCAACAGCGACAGGAGCUGCUUAAGCGAAAACAAAAGCUGAUUGCGGAUAACAAAAGAAGGAAGGAUGACCUUGCCAACUUGGAUAAUGAUUUGGAAAAGUUCAUUGAUGCUGCCAAACCGAUUCAGAAGUUGUUUGAAAAGGCACCUUAGAUAACGACUUUCUUGGAGGACAUGCAGAACUAUGGUGGUUUUCGCCCAGUAUGCGCUUCUGAGCUAGUCUUGAGCUGACAUCACGGCGCUAGGGGAAACGCGUGAGUGUUGGAUAUUGAGACUCCUGGAGCAAACUUAAUUAAAAGAAUGGCAGGCUGGCGUACGGCGUUUAUGGAUCCGAAUGAAACCGCAAGGGUUGGGCUUUGCCACGGAGAGUAACGUUGUAAGAUUUCCUGAACAUAAGAUACCCAUUGAAAGUGAAAUCCGCAGAAAUCCGCAAGUGUUCCCAUCGAAUCUUGAUCUGUCAUAGUCCGAGAAUUCUGUCUUUUUUUUUCCCCCUUUGCGAAAAGGCCAGUUUGGCAGUUGGCAUGCUUCGUUCUUUCAUGGGAGCACUUAGUCUUUCAGUCGCAGGUUCAAGCGAAGAGUGUUUUCAGUAUCCGUAUCCAAGUGUAAUAUGGCCGCCCCGGCCCGCGUUUGCUAUAAGCACGACACAUGCCUCAUCUCAGUUGAGUAGGAGGAGCCCAUACAACAAGAAAACCUCGGACGCCAAAGUAAGGUGCUAAAUGUACCUAAUUAGGGCCACUAAAUAUGUACCAUUUAUACUAAGUUUACC